Pyricularia oryzae 70-15 is the source of this 3369-nucleotide messenger RNA. RefSeq lists its product as uncharacterized. The record is from RefSeq and is a predicted model, not a curated record. The coding region runs from base 855 to 2849 and encodes 664 amino acids. Lineage: Eukaryota; Fungi; Ascomycota; Sordariomycetes; Magnaporthales; Pyriculariaceae. The transcript has a single exon.
GUUUGAUGCCCCUUAGAAUUCAUGCGUGCUCGUCUUUUUGACUAUGGCGGUCUGACGAACUUUUUUGUUGAAUUUCUCCUACGGGAGAGCGGAAAGGUUGACAUAUAACAAACCCGUCGUGAUCGAUCUGGACAGCAGUUCUAAAGCCGCCGGCCAUAGACAGUCAAGAACGUGGCGUUGGACUGACGUAGUUCAAAUGCCAGCAAACCGACCCAACCCAAUCGGAUUCCGCGCUUGUUGAUUUUAUUUUACCCAGACCGCUCGCCCUGAACCUCGUUCACUUGGCCCCAGCAAUCCUCCUUGGACAUUUUUUUUUUCCAAGCACGGAGGUUGCAGUGCGUGCUACUACUGCACUGCAUCAACAAGGGUCCUGCAAAGAUUCUGCAAAGUCUCGCGUGACAAGCCGGCAGACAGGCGGAUAAGCAAACCCUGACACCAUUCGUUUUAUCACACGUAAACUCUGUACAGCGAAUACCGACCAAACAUUGGAAGUAUUGUGUGCCUCGGCCAAAACAAACAAAUUUCGUUUUCUGUACGAAGCACACACAGCUUCGUCCCGUGUUUUAUCGGCACAGCCAGUUGCUUCUGUCCUUCCCCACUGCAAAUCAUAUCAACAAUCACCGUUGAUCGCCGAGCGAAGGGUAAAACAAAACAAUGGAAGCCUGAGAGAUAUAUCACGGUCAAAACAUCAGCAUCCCGGUCGUUCUCUAGAAACCGCCGGCGAAAACACCAAUCGCCCAUCAACUGCAGCCAUACUUAAAAUAUCUAGCGUACUGCGCGCGGACUCCAGACGCACGUCCGAACCCAACAGUACUAUACAUCCUAACUUGACUCCGGGAUCAAAACUCAAAAAAAUGGCCUACUCUGGUUUACACGUGCCUGGGGCUUUUCAACUCGAGAGUCCCGGCACUCCACGCCGCCCGGCUCUCAACGCAGACCUCUUUCGAGCUCCUGUGGCCACCUCGCCGUCCAGUUCUCUUUUCAACAUACCCAAAUUACGAAAUAACGACCACCCAGCGAUACCGACACCAGCAAGUUCCUACGCCAAAAGACGACGUGCAACCCCGAAACCGUCGUGGAUACCCAGCCGCGCGUCUGCGCCUGCGCACGAGUCGGACACUCCAGUGUCCCACACCCCAGUGGAAAGCUCCUACAGCGCCCUAUCAUCUUCCACCGGAUACUUCGGAAACGCCGGUAGCCUUUUAACCCCACGCGAUACUGGGCGGAAGGAACCCUACUACGUACUGGCUGGUCACAUCGAGACUCCGGGUACACACGAAGCGGAACAAUCGGCUUUAUUGGAUGACGAUCUUGGAGUCAACCAUUUAGACGUUGACGAUCGAAGGACUAUGGGAUAUAACUCUACGAUAUCUUCGAAGCGAUCACAUUGCGAGAUGGAAGAAGACCCUUUCUUGACGCAGACCCUUUCGACACCAACCUUGCGAACGGUGGCGAGGCUAUUAUAUACCGAUGUUACAGCGCCUGGAAGCCCAAACCUGCUGCCCAGGUGGCCGGGCAACGGAUGGACAGCGUUUGCGGUUAACACCCCUAUAAAUAUUAUCGGGAAGUGUGUUGGAAAAUGCUGGGAAUUCGUCAAAUCUAGCACGUUUGCGGGUUUCCAAGCUGGCUCAGGAGAUACAUAUCCUGUCCAACCAACCCGCACCGGAAACAGGAUGCCCCGCCGCGUCCCCUCCAACAACGAUCUCAAAGCAGGCCUUGGCCUUAGCAACCCUAUUGUAUUUGGAAAUGGUGGAAGUGAACUUCUUCACCCGGACGUGCUCCGGUGUGAGAAGAUUCGGGACCGAGACCCGGCGUCAUCGCCGUCGCGGCCAGCAGUAAAGCGCAGGCAGCUCUCGGGCGUUCCCAGAGCUCCCGAGGACCUGCAGCAAUGGGUUAUAGUGGACAACUCGAGCAGGCCUGGUACCCCUGGUCGCAGGUUCUCUGAAUAUCCUACUGGCGUAGUCCGCGGGCCCAGCCCGAGCCGCAACAAUGCGCGCUCGCCAUUGUGCCAGGAAAAGCGGCCGUAUCCGUCGAGCGAGGUAUCAUUUCCGUCAAAUUAUGCAUCCUCCACUGCCACUUCCUACAACCGGCGCAUCAGCGUCCCGGUAUCACGUCUGGCUGCCAACGCCACCAACACCCCCUCAAGAGCAUCGUCUCCAGCUCUGAACCAUCGGCCAGCAUCUCGGGUUUCCCACGCCGGCUCGGCCACCUUGUCGUCUCGUCAGUCAGCCAGCUAUGCCUCGCCGCGAUCGCCCGCGACGCCCUGUACUGCCCAGUUCUCCCCUGUCACCACCUCAACCCCCAGCCGCCUGCCUGUGGCGUCAAUACGCACGAGCCCUAAUCCCAAUGUCUUUGCUCGUCCCAAGUCAACGGAACCGGAAAACCGUCGUCAGUCAAUCUCCCUCGCAUCGCCCAUCCGGACCCCUACAAACCAAACCGACAGUGACAGCAUGACAAUGAGCAUAGGAUCUUCUUCCUCCUCAACAUGCUCGUCUGCGUCAUCUGUCCGCAUACACAGGCGUGCCCACAGCGCCGUUACGCCUAGCUCGCGCCGCCGUUCCAUUAUUCACGGCGGUGCCACCAAGGAGGACAAAGCUGCCGUCGAGUCUAGCAGUCCUCUGAUCUCGGACAACUCCAAGAAGAUCCUUGCCCAGAGGCGUAAGCAGGAUCGCGACACAGACGCCCGCAUGGAAGCGCUGAACGCCCAGAUGCAGGCCAUGAUCCGGCAGGGCAAGGAGGCGCUUGGAACAAGCUUCAUUGUCGAGUCCGACGACGAUACCGACGGAAGCGCACCCAAGGGCGCCUCCACAGCCGGUGCUGAGGCCUGGGUCGACGAGGACGACGACUAGACAUUUGUCCAUCCUCUCCUCACUCUCCCACAUCAUGAAAUCGCCCGUCAAAGACCUCUCACUCUUUGCACUAAAAGAAGCGGUUCAUUGACCGUGUCAAAAGUCUUCAGAGCUUGUACAGCAGGCCAACCAUCAGAUGCAAUUUGCUCCUGAAUGAUCACGCCACUUUCAUAUCUAUAUUCUUUGAUACCAAACAACCAUUAGUAUUGUCUUAAUACCCCUUUUAUUUAUUUGGCAUCUACCAAAUACGCGUACCAAAAUGUUUGAGUUUUCUUUGUGUUUACCCAUCAAAAGAUACCUGGACGUUGCUUUCAUACGCACGCAAUAGCGUUUUGCUCGCUUUAGCCUGCUUUUUUUUGUUUUGUUUUUUUUCAUCUUCAAUGGGUGGUUAUCUUUUUUGAAGUCUGGGCUGUAAAUUCAACAAGGGUUGUUUUGUUCAUAUCAGCAACGAUUGUUUUUGUUGCGUGUAUAUAUCAAUAUCAGCCUUCACAUAGUGAAAAGACAAGAAAGGGUUUCACCA